UUCUUUCAGAAUGAUAUUACGGUUUCUUGCCGUGACAUUGAGACAUCAAGCGGCGUGCGAGCAAAUAAACAUUUGACAUGCUGUCUUAGUGGGAUGGAUGAAAUAAAAAUCAGGGGUGUUGAGGCUUUGGAGAGCAGGGGAGAAAGAGUGGUGAUGAAUUAUGAAGAUGGGGCCUCUUAUGGGGACCUCCAUUGCCUCUAGUGGAGCAAGUUUUCAUCGCAGGGAAAGUGGAAUAAGCUGCAUUGUCAAGCAAAGCAAUUUCACCAUCUCCACCAAACCACAAUACUAUCUAAACAUCAUCAUUCCCUUUAUUUCCUUUCUUUCUCACCUACUGCUGACUUCCACUUUCUACUUGCAUAAUCUUCUCUUCUCUCUCUCUCUUUCUCUCUCAUACACACACACACAACACAUAGUCACUCCAAAUCCCACUUAUUCCGUCCUUGUUUUUUCUUCAAAGUCACGUUGGUGUGUUUGUUGUUGAGAGUCUCUGUUAGAAUUUGAAGUUGGUUGUCCUGAUCGUUGUGAUCUCUGCUGCUAGUCUCAUCCAGGUGUCCUGAAUCUGGACUAGAAGAACAUGGAUACCUUCGUUAAGGCAACUCGGUUUGUCUACAACCCGAAUCCACAACCCGAGGAUGCCUUUUCUGGUAUUCUUGAAAUCCAUGUUCAUCAUGCCAGGAACAUUCACAACAUAUGCAUCUACGACAACCAGGAUGUCUAUGCAAAAUUCUCUCUCACUUACAAUCCCGACGAAAUUCUCUCAACCAGGAUCAUCAACGGUGGGGGUAAGAACCCGGACUUCAACGAAGAUAUGAUCAUGAAAAUCAACCAGGUAGAUGCUGUCCUGAAAUGUGAGAUAUGGAUGCUGAGCAGAGCCAAGAACUACAUGGAUGAUCAGCUUCUCGGAUUUGCUCUGGUCCCGAUUUCUUCUGUCUACGGUAAAGGAAAGGUGACCCAAGAUUUCGAUCUGUCAUCAACUGACCUGUUCCACUCUCCAGCUGGUACCAUCAAACUGUCACUUUCCCUGAAUGCAAAACCUCCCCUCAACAAUCCCCUGUCAGCUCCUUUUGCUGAUUCAGUGGCUGAUUCUGCUGCAACUCCUGAACUCCUGUUGGACAAAAAGAUACCAGAUGAGUAUUCCAGGAUAGAAUUCCCUGACAUGAAUAUAGUUAACCAAAACCAGCAGAUGGUCUCAGAAUACUUUGCGAAAAACGGGACCCUUUUGAGGCCGUGGCUGGAAAAGCCUGACGGCUCGUUUCUCCAUCUUGGGGCUACACCAGAUGUGCCUGUUGAAGACUAUGAGAUGGUCGGCAACUCCUCAGACGAGUACCGGGCUGACUCUGUAUCUCCAGACGGGAGCAUCCAAAACUCUGGUUUUCUCAGUUCCACCAUGACAAGCUUGAGCGACGACCGGAAUUCAGCCGAUUCAAUGGAGAAAAAGAGCCGUUUCUUCACAGAUUUCUCCACGUCCCCUGAUAACAAUGCAUCAUCAGUCAUUGCGGAAACUCCCACCUCAAAGAAGAAAAACGAGUCUCCGGAGGAAAACGAGCGGAAUUUCUCAGGAAAAGAAGAGGAGAGCAAACAAGAACUGAGUAAAAAUCCUGUGAGCUUAGUCAGAAACAUCAAGCUGGAGGCCGAGGAAUCGGUCAUGCAACAACAGAUAGUCGACAUGUACAUGAGGAGCAUGCAGCAAUUCACCGAGUCCCUGGCGAAAAUGAAGCUCCCAAUGGAUCUGGAUAAGCCUCAUGGUGAUAAUGAGGGGGAUGUAAUUCAGAAUCCAGACAAGAAAAUGGAGAUUGAGAAGAAGAAAAAGGAUAAUUCCAGGGUGUUUUAUGGCAGCAGGGCCUUUUUCUAACACGGAUUUGAGGUUGAAAUUUCCAGGGAAUUGCUUCAGUUGCCAUUGUUAACAUUUUAAGUUAUGUUUGAGUGAUUUUCAACCUUUGAUCUGUAGAAUAACUGAAAUAAGAACUGCUUUAGUCAUCCAUAGACAUCCCUAACAA
Sesamum indicum (sesame) is the source of this 1997-nucleotide messenger RNA. NCBI's taxonomy places the organism in Eukaryota, Viridiplantae, Streptophyta, Magnoliopsida, Lamiales, Pedaliaceae. The record is from RefSeq and is a predicted model, not a curated record.